Molecule: messenger RNA, 1116 nt
Organism: Pristis pectinata (smalltooth sawfish)
Lineage: Eukaryota; Metazoa; Chordata; Chondrichthyes; Rhinopristiformes; Pristidae
Gene: mrpl4
Product: mitochondrial ribosomal protein L4
Exons: 9
Coding region: 135-1052 (305 amino acids)
Biological process (GO): translation
Cellular component (GO): ribosome
Molecular function (GO): structural constituent of ribosome
Source: RefSeq, a predicted model, not a curated record
GUGCCUUUCCACCGGCGCGGCCGCCUUGCCCCGGCGGGAGCUCUGGGUGAGAGUCGGUCGGUGGGUCGUUGAGGGCGGUUCCGCGGCAUGAGCGGACGUUAGUUGGGCGGAGUGGGGGGCACGGACUCGCCGGCAUGUUGAUCAUUGGGUUGAUGCGCGUUUGUCGCCCGAAGUGUUGCAGGGAUUUCGGAGCAAGGUUGGUGUCAGUUCUAUCAGGAGGAAAUGAGUUGCCAUCAAAUCUCCGUCUCCAAGCAAACUUAAUUCAGGUAGAAAAGAAAGGACCAUCCCCAAUUGAUUCUGGGACACCUGUUUUGAGAAAGUGUGAGAUUCCUAUUCCUUUGCAUCUAAAGCCCAGACAUGCUUGGCUGGAGUCUCUGCGGGACUAUGAAGAUGAGAACUUGGGUGCUGUUGAAUUACAUCCUGAUGUCUUUGCAGUACCUCCAAGAAUUGAUAUUUUACACGAAGUUGCAACUUGGCAGAAAAACUUUAAAAGAAUAAGUUAUGCUAAAGUGAAGACUCGAGCUGAAGUAAGAGGAGGAGGCAGAAAACCAUGGCGACAGAAAGGAAGUGGUAAAGCACGCCAUGGAAGUAUCCGAUCACCAAUAUGGAGAGGAGGUGGUGUUUCCCAUGGCCCUCGAGGGCCAACUAGCUAUUAUUACAUGUUGCCCAUGAAAGUUCGUGUAUUGGGUCUCAAAGUGGCUCUCACCAUGAAGUUUGCUCAGGAUUACCUUCACAUUAUCGAUUCCUUGGAGAUGCCCAGUCCAGAUCCUCAGUAUCUUCUUGACCUGGCAUCACAUAGGCACUGGGGAGAUUCUGUUCUUAUAGUCGAUGUUAAUGAAGACAUGCCAGAAAAUAUUUUAGAGGCAACAAAAAAUUCCAAAACUAUAACGGUGAUGCCUGUCUUGGGGCUGAAUGUUCACAGCAUGCUGAAACAUGAGACCUUGGUUCUAACAUUGGAUGCGAUCAAUUUUCUAGAGAAGAAGCUUUUGUGGCAUGAUACCAGAUUCUCCCCCCUCUAUCCAUUCAAACUACCUUACAGAGACUUUCCUUGAGAAUAAAGUGUGACAUGUGUUUAGAAAAGAGCUUUAUUUUAUUUCAAUAAAAUAAUUGACUUCA